AAUCAGCUGGGUCGCUGGGUUGCGCUGGGUGCUCUUCGCCGAAGCGAGCGUCUACCACGAGUCGGCUAUGCGCGCGUUUUUGUCGGUAAACAAUACGUGACCUAUGACAACGCGAACGUAGGAAACUGCAGGUGUAGUGCUACUUGACAAAGCCUUUUACAGGACUUGUUUGAAUCACCGGACGUGCUGUCGUGAGGCAACAGCAAGGCCGACAAGAUGCAUUACUGCCCUCCAAAUGUGACCCUGGGCCACAUGUGGACCCGAGAGGGUCUCUCCCAGUGUUUCCUUGACACAGUGGGGCCACCUGUUCUGCUCUUCACCAUACUGGUAGGCGGGGGCAUCCAGUGGGCUGUGUACCACAAGUAUGCCACACGCCUCGACACCAGACUACUUCAUCGCAGAGGCUGCUACAAGUUCCAUACAUCGCUCAUGAUGGCAAUGGCUACAUCGUGCCUGAUACGGCUGGCUGUUGUGUCGGGCAUUGGAGGCGCCCCUCUCGAGGGCCACCAGCUGGUCUGGGCCCUGUGCAUGGCACCCGCCUGGCUGCUGUCGGUGCUGCUGACACGUCUGGAGCGCCACUGGGCCCUGCCCAGCACGCCCACGCACGGGCAUGGCCUGCCGCUGCUGAUCUUCUGGGCUAUGGGUGUCAUCCAUGAGGCCAUGGCAUUUCUCGGACUGUACCACCCUUCCUGGUGGUUCCAGGUCCACUCGCGCAAGGACAUAGCCGACAUGGUCUUCUUUGCGGCCCGUUUCAUCCUCUCCGUGCUGGUGUUUGGCAUUGGCCUCAAGGGUCCCUCGGUGCCAAGUGUCCAAGACUACUUCCUUUACUCGAGGGGUCACAUUCAGGAGACACAGCCACUUCUGGACGAAGAAAAUGGCAGCGGCAGUCCAUUCCGGGGCUUCAAGAACAAAGUGCGUUUGCUGCUGCCUUUCCUGUGGCCCAAGCGCAACUGUCGCCUGCAGCUCGUGGUGGUGGUGUGUGUUGCGCUGCUUGUGUCGGGCCGCGUCGUCAACCUCUUCAUACCCAUGCUCAACCGACUAGUUGUGAACAGCCUGGCAGCACAAGGCACAAUCAUCUUCCCAUGGCAGGACAUCCUGCUCUACGUGUUCUUGUGGUGUCUACAAGGGCAGGGUAACAGUAGCAUCCUGUCAAAUGUGCGCUCCUAUCUGUGGAUCUCGGUGCAGCAGUACACGGUGAAGGAGAUUGAAGUUGAACUCUACUCCCAUCUACAUCAUCUGUCAAUGAACUGGCACCUGGGCCGCAAAACUGGCGAGGUGCUCAAAAUCCUUGACCGAGGAACGAGCAGCGUCACGUCCCUCCUCAGCUAUUUGCUGUUCAACAUCUUCCCAGCUGUGGCUGACAUUGUGGUCGCUGUCAUCUACUUCACUGUUUCUUUCAACGCCUGGUUUGGCCUGAUUGUCUUCGUCACCAUGGCCUUGUAUCUAGCGGCGACCAUUGGCAUUACUGAGUGGAGAACCAAGUUUCGGCGGGAGAUGAAUCAGCUCGACAAUGCAGCCCAGGCCAGAGGAGUUGACGCACUUCUCAAUUUUGAAACGGUGAAAUACUACAAUGCUGAAGAGUAUGAAGUAUGUGGCUACAAAGAAUGCAUUGAAAAGUAUCAGGUUGCGGAGUGGCGCAGCAAUGCGUCCCUGAAUCUCCUCAACUCAUGCCAGACGGUUGUCAUUGCGGUCGGCGUAGCAGGGGGUGCGCUGCUGUGCGCGCACAUGGUUGCAGGACACGAGUCAGGCCUCAAGGUGGGCGACUAUGUGCUCUUCCUCACCUACAUCAUGCAGCUGUACACACCGCUCAAUUUCCUCGGCACCUACUACAGAAUGAUUCAGCGUUCCUUUAUUGACAUGGAGAACAUGUUUGAGCUUCUUGACACUAAGCCAGAAGUAAUAGAUGCUGUGAAUGCACCAAAUUUGAAGCUGAAAGAGGGCGAGAUUCAGUUCACUAACGUCUACUUUUCGUACACCCCAGAGCGGCCAAUACUUAAGAAUGUCAGCUUUGUGGUUCCAGCAGGCCGUACUGUUGCCCUAGUGGGCCCGUCGGGAGCGGGUAAGAGCACCAUAGUUCGGCUGCUGUUUCGGCUGUACGACAUCCAGAGCGGUAGCAUCACCAUUGACAACCAGGACAUUAGCAGGGUGAAGCAGAAGUCCUUGCGCCAGGUGAUAGGUGUUGUUCCUCAGGAUACUGUACUGUUCAACAAUGACAUCAGGUACAACAUCAGGUACGGGAGAGUCGAUGCCACUGACGAGGAGGUAGAAGAUGCCGCUCGUGCCGCCGAGCUUCACGAGCAGAUCCUGGGCUUCCCUAAAGGCUACGACACGGUUGUCGGCGAGAGGGGGCUGAAGCUGUCAGGUGGAGAGAAGCAGCGUGUGGCCAUUGCCAGGUCCAUCCUCAAGGGGCCAGCCAUUAUGCUGCUGGAUGAGGCCACGUCAGCGCUGGACACACGCACCGAGCGCAACAUUCAGGCAUCUCUAGACCUCGUCUGCAGAAACAGGACGACACUCAUUGUGGCCCACAGGCUGUCAACUGUGGUUCACGCUGAUCAAAUUCUUGUGAUCCAGGAUGGGGAGAUUGUCGAAAGUGGCCAUCAUGACGAGCUUCUUGAGUACGGCGGUAUAUAUGCCUCCAUGUGGCAGCAGCAGCAGCAAGGCACUGCGAACACUGGGCCUUCGGAAGCAUCUGAUGAGGGCUUCCCUGAACCAUAGUUGCCUCUCCUUUGGGACUUUGCCAGCCAAUCUCCUGGCUCGCCCAACGAAGUCUCUUGUGUUCCCCUACUUUAUUUGUUGACCCCUAGGGUUGGGACCCAUUGUGACUAUGUUCUUGCAUUGGGCCUACAGUGCCGGCUGUAAGCCUUUGAGCACAGGUUUAUCUUCUGUGCUGAAGGGUUUCAAUUCCGAAUAUAACAUUCAUAUAUCUGCGCCAUCUGCUCCAGAAGGGCAUAUGCCGUUUGUUUCUUUUUCUUUUAUACUAGUAGCUCUUUUGUACACUUGUUUCAUAAGUAGAUCUAAUGUCCAUGUGAAAUCGUUGUGUGCAGUCAGUCAGACAAUGCUGCAGCCAUUAUCACUACAAUAGAAUAUUAGUUGAUGUUGAGGUUAUUGUGAGGGAGUAACCGAAGGCCAAAGGACCGCUCCUGUAUCUCUCGCUGAGCUGUGCUGCACUCACAAGUGAUCAUGCUUGUCUUUUAGUAUUCAAAGCUAUAAAUUUCCCUCCACUCUUUUCCUUCUUUACUAAAAUUCCAGGAGGAGGUAUUUAUUUAUUGCAUGCAUAAUGGUCAUUACACUUUAACCUAUUAUUGUUUUGUGAGAUGCUUAUCUUUGUCGACACCAGUUAAUUCAGAUUAGCAAAUAGCCAAAUCCUGUUUUUAUGCUUCUUGUGUUAGUAUUUCUCUAUGCGAAUCAUGUGUAGAAUGAAUGUGCAGACUUUGUGGGAGAACUGAUUAACUACAAUUUCCCAGCAUAAACAAUCUAUUGCAAGUUUGUGCACCAUAUGUUGCACUUACUACUUGUUCAGCGCCGAUGUUCUUGGAGAGGGGCUCAUGUCGGCACCAUAGACAGUACUGUGCUAUCUUUGUACAUUUCACUGAGCCCUUCUGGUGCGAAAUGGACAGAGUGUUACCGUCUGUUAUGACUUCGUGUACAUACAUAUUUUUUUCCAAUGUUGGAAAACGGAUGGAAAUUUCGGCUGCCUGUGCAUGUCGAGAGAGCAAGUGAAAAAAAAAAGGAAUCUUGCUAGCUACAUUAUCUUCGCAUGCCUUUCUAUGUCUGUUCAGCAUAUCAGUUUCUUUUGCCAGUGUUUCAUAUCCAUGUCUGGCUUGUUUUCAAGCCACACGGAAUGUUUGCAAGACAAAAAAAAUUCAUCAUGUGGUUAGAUGGCCUAGUAGUCCAGACUUUUGUGUGAAAUUGAUAGUAUGAUGUACUGCAUACAACACUGAGCCCUGAGCAGUUGCUCUGAACGCAUACGUGAUCACUUGUAAUGUUAUGCAGUGUUGCAGUAAGGUUAACUGUUUGUUACUUCAAGUACAUUUGCCAGUGUAACACUCAUACUUAGUGUGUAGUUAAUCUUGUGAUAGUUGGAAAUGUGAUCAGUGCCUUAUAGGCACGUUUAUGUGCUUUUUGGAGUGUGGUGGAUGGUGGCCAAUCAUAGGGGACAAAUCUACUUCAUCUACCUGUCCUGUUACAGUCAACUAUCCCUAAUUCUACCUCCAAUGAACACUUAAAAGUGGUUCAGUUAUCUUGUUUGGUUUAGUUAUGGUUUAAAACGCUGUUCGAAAAUGUGCAGGCUCUCUUUUUGGGGCUUCAGAAUGAUACUUACUUCAAAGUAAGUUUGAAUCAAAAUACAGAGAAGCAGUGAAACUCACCGGUAUGUGGAAUUUCAUGGAUAUAAUGUUUAAAUGUGCAUUUAUAUAUGCUCCUUGCUCUCUACAGAUUCUCAUGCACUCGACAGCGAUCAUGCGCAUGAGAAUUCUGGAGCUGCUGAAACUGAGCUGCGGUCACGUUUGCACUUAAAUGUCACCAUGGCAGCCUGCACCAGGAAACAUGCAGACACACUGUACCAUGUGAUUUGCCACACGCAUUGCCUUUUAGUCAACAAGGCUAGCAAGCAAUAUGGAACUGUACCACGGCCGGUCUGGACACCCGCGCUCAAUCUCUUAUGACCUGUGCUGCUACCUACAGCCGCUACUCCCCGGAGGCGCUGCAAGCCAACCCUCUCCCCGCAAAAAUAUUCGCUCGAGCAUGGCUGGUCACGACGCACGCAGUGCCCGUCAGCUGCACGCUGGUUCGGAUACCGUGCACAGGUUUCUGAACAGCUGCUCCCAGCGUUGAACAAGAACUUGCCAACCGUGUCUCGUGCAGCCCCCGCUAUGAGCAUGGAAAGCCAGAAACUAGUAGAUGAAGCUCAAAACAUUGAGGUUGGCAUGCGGAAGUGAUGGCGCAUAGCAUUAGUGUGCACGGAUGAUCAUUUGUGAUUGCCAGCUGUAACAGUAAAACAAGAUACUUCGAUAAGAAACCAUGGUCAGAAAACAUUUAUUUUCAUCUUAAGGCCAGCACAGUCUCGCAGUACUUGAAAAUGUAUUCUAACAAUAAAAGCAUUUGCCACUUGAAAAUGUUCAAAUGUAUCUGCUCAAUCUGUUCUCGUUGCACGAAACGCACUAAUGAGACAGAUGCUUUUCCCUUUGAAGCUUUGACAACGUUGCAGAUACUUAAACGAACUGAAAGCAGUAACAGGCACUGCUUGUAAAAACUAUAUACGUAGCAUUCCUGUGCGACUCACACUUUCCGAGGCAUGUCGUUUACAGCCUGAAAUGCUUUCGCGCUGGUUUGUAGAUGAAAUCAGAAGGCUUGUCAUUUUGCUCUGUUAGUUUCUUUGUAUAGCUGACAAGAAGAAUUCGGAGAAACUUUAUCGAGAUCAGAUGUGUCAAGCAUUUGGCGUAACUCCUGUCAACACCUUCCGGGCAGCACAGGAGAGGUGACUCCUCCAGAUGCAGCUCAACAAUUCGCAUCAAGGCUUCUAAAGUCUUCGAUCGUGGGAGUUCUUUGACUGCCUUUUCAAAAAAUGUUGAAAUCAUUUCCAGGAGAACAAGGAACUCCGGCUUUGGAUAGUGAAGUUCGACUUUCUCUUGUUCAUGCAGAAGUUUGUACAGAGGACUGCUAGUCUUGUUCGUCAUUGCAAGCAUGACGCAAGCGUCACACCCAAGAUCACUGAUAAGCUUGGCAAUAUAGCCACCUACAUACACCAAGCCAGAGUAAACAAGAGACGGGUGGCAGAGCUGGAGGAUGUGCUCGCAGAGCUUUCAGUUCUUGAACUAUAUCAUGAGAAACAGAGAUAGCCGCUUUUUUUGAUGUCUUCACCUUGUAUGAUGGCUUCAUGCAGUGGCAGUGCUUUUUCCUUUACAAUGUAAUCCAGAGCUGCUGCAACGGCUCUUGCAUCCAGCGUGCCGUUACCUCAGCACAUAAACCGAAGUUUUCCGAAUAUAAUGCCUAAGUAGAAUCACUGCUGAGUUGCCUAGUCAGAAUGUAGUUGACCCCUCUUCUCAGCAGCAAUUGGGCUACCUCCACUGUAGACUUUGUGCUAAAAAGUAGGGCAUUGUGUGUUUCCUCAGUGAAGCUCCCAACACCAUUUGUGAUGGAACAGUCUUGAAUCUUCUUCACUUAGUUGCAAAAUUCAUUUUGCAGCCACAGUAGUCGGUCAUCAUUUUCCCUGAAGAUGGGCAUUUUGAAAUCGCUUCCCUUGUAUGUUGUCAUGAAUUUCAAACGGUUUAUUCAUAACUUUUAUGAAGUUGAUCGUAGAUGUUGCGUCCUUGAAAGCAAAGUGAGCAGAGUUGACUCGCGAGUUCUGCUGGAGGUGUUCCAGCGCCGCAGUGACUUGGGGUGAAAACGCCUGCAGGGCAUGUAGCAUGUUCAUUUUCUCAAUGUUUGAUGGAUGGACAUGUUUUUUUGUCAGAUUUCUGGCCAGCUUUGUUGUCAUUUCCUUGUGGUGCUCGUACAAUUUCUGCACUAAUCUGCCACUGAUGAUGCAAGUGCUGUCUCUGAGCUAGUGUUCCAAAAAUUGACUGUGGACAUUUUUGAAAACAUGGCAAGGAUAGAAGCUUAAAAAAUUACUCUUUCAUCGUCAUGAGGAUGGUUUACCGCAGUUUACAACGGACCACUCCCCAUGAGCUUAAACAUUGUUCUGUAUGCAGAGUGGUUAUUAGUAAUAAUACAAAUCACUACAAAGCCGCAUUCCUCAACUGCAGAGUCGACGUCGUUCGUCCAUGUAUACAAGUCUCUGCCGCGGAGCUGCUUUGUGAAGUAGUAUGAACAAGGGACCGUGUUUGAGCUGGUCAAUUCUUGAAGCACAAAACAUAAGACUCGGUUAGCAAGUAUUUUGUUCUUGUUACAUGGCACACAGGGUGUUACGGUGUUACAUGGGGUUUUCUGGCUUGUCUCUUAUCCCAAAUACUAUGCCAGACUUCCAAUCAUAGAUGCACAUAGGCUUUUUUGGAACUUCAUCGAUUAUUAAUGAAGCCAUGUGCCAUUUGUGGCUAAGAAGGGAAGCCUUGUGGAUCAGCCUCUCCUUCAUGACGCUACUCAUUCCAGAAGUUAAGCUAGGACUGACAAAGCGCUGCAAUGUGUACUUGUGUGGCAGUGUGAGCAGUUCAGUUUGGGCAUGAUCAAAGCCUUUUGCCAAAAGAAAGCGCCAUAUCACUCACUCUGAUUACUUGUUCAGAGUAAGACUGGAAUUUCUUCUGGUAUCCAUCAAUUUGGGGAAGCAGAGACAGCUUAUUUAUCUCCUUUUUCGGCGUCUGCAGCAAUUUUUUGUCAACGAUGAGUAGUGCUUGUCGUCACGAUAUGAAGAGAUCGCCUUUGUCUGGGCUUCUAGUUGCUGCUGUAUUCUGAACACUUGGAGCGCUAAUACACCACCUGUGAACGAAGCUUUGCCGUCACUAAUCGGUUGCGACUUGCCCAUUGCACACUGUACAUGGUUGUUGUUUGCGUACAUAUAAUAGCUUUCUGCUCGGUUUCGUGUUCUGGCAACUCUAAAGCUGCAUUCUCACAAUCUUCUGUGUCUGCCUUUAGUUUUUCUCGCUUUCUAACAAGGAGGAGUGUCUCGGACUUUUGGGGUCCUACGUGCUUUCUUCACACUGGGUGCUAGGCAAGACAGAUAGCCUUCAAAUAUGGUUGGAACCGCACCGGGAACCGGUUUUCUCAAUUUACAAUCACUGUCAUAGUCACUCGCUAAAAAGUGCUUGCUGCAAACUGUAGUUGACUGUGAUUUGUCGUUAAUGACGAGAUUUUUUCGCGAGAUGUUUCUUUGCCAUUUGUCACCCAGUUCCCAAUCAGCUGAAAACUGGUGAAACGAUACACUGGGAGUCUUUCCAGACCGCGACUGACAAAAUGGCACGCAACAAUACACCAUAGCCACAAUCUUGACAUGCCAAGCUUCACAAGUGUGUGAUGCUAGCAUACAUGAAAAGUCAGAUGCAGAAACUUACUGUGAAAUGUGACUUUGUCAACAAGGCAUGCGAAGCAUGUGGCAGGCUUGUAGAUCACUUCACAUGGCAAACCAUUCAUUCACGCAUUUCAACACAGUAAAAAUAAAAUAAAUGACACAGUCCAUGGAAAAAUGUGCUCUCUUGCGCGCCGAUUUGUUUGAAACCCAAGUCCAGCGCCACCACAGCAAGGGUUGGCUCGUGGUGCCCUCUCGCAGAGAUCAUCAGUGCAGCAGCACAGAAAAAUAUGCAUUGCCUCCUCGAAGCCUGCUCUUGCUGUAAGGAGGGAGCAAGUGUGCGUGCCCAGACCGGCUGUGACUGUACUUUAAAAGCUCUUGCAAAGAAAAUUUGCUUACUAAGAUUUCUGACAAGCAGGCAAGCUGUAGGUCCGUGUGAUCAUCACUGCGUACACAAAGCUAUCUAGCUUGUUAAUCUACUUUAAGAGCAGCUGAAACUCGUAUUGCUUGUCAUGUGGUUUCCAUUUUCAUGCUUGUGUAUUGUUCUGGCAAUGGAGACAAUUUCCUGUCUUUUGUUGGGUUUAUUUUUUGCAAAAAGUAAGCAGAAAAUCAUUUGGCUUGAUUCGCCACUUCCCAGAGUGUAUCAAAGAAGAUUGGUUUCUUCAAGUGGAAAGGUGUUUGCAUUAAUGUAAUGCAGGGUUUUUUUUUCCUUGUAAUAGGCGAUUUGCAAAGCCUACAAGUGAGCUUCUCCACACACCUCAUUUGAUCUAACCUAGAUAGUGAACCUGAGGCUAGAAUUGUAAUUAUGGUUUCAUCAUGCUGGCUGGUAACAUCAUUCCUGCUGCCCUUGAUUUUCUGCAUCGUCUAAGCUUAAAAUAUGUAUCUCGACUUUAACAAUACCACUUGCGAGAAUGCAGUCACCUGCGUUAGGGCAACUCAUAUGUGUUGGAAAGCCCGCUUACAUAAUUUUGCAUAGUGCUUCAUAAUGUGGAAUGCUCAAUCGCGAAGCAUCCGCCAGUUUGCAACCGUUGUGAAAAGGUACUCUCUCGGUGUCCAAAGGAGCAGGCUAACAAGUAUACGCAAGAGAGGCCACAGGUCUCCAAGAAAGUAAGAGCAUAACAAAUGGGAGAGGGCAUGAAGGUGCAAUGUGGUGCAGCAACCCAAGCCGCUACAGCAAUUUGCGCACAUAUCUGGCUUCAUAGUUAAGAGCAUCGUAGUUUUACAAAGCACAAUGGGUGAUUGGCAUUGUUGUUCCAGCCUUGUAGCUAAAUGCACACAUGUCAUGCUGUACUCAACAGUUACAUAAUAAUAAGUCCAUGGCUGUUGUCGCAUUGCCCGUGUUCAGUUUGCAAGCAAUUCUAAUAUUUAUUUUGUUAUUUUCCGGGCCAUAAAAGGUCUCAUCUGGCCUCAUAGUUCAGAGCAUCAUGGUCUUACCGAAGCACAAUGGGUGAUGGGCAGUUUUGUAUUCAUCACCCUGCGCUGGGCAGUUAUUGAAUAAGACUAUGGCUGCUGUCAUGUUGCCUCUGUUUAACUGGUGGAGUAUUUGAUGCAAUUUUUUUAUUUUUGUGGCCAUCAAAAGAUCCCUUACAUCAUAUUUCUGGUUGUGUCACGUUUGUACGAAGACUGUACUAGCUGUCCAGAGUGCGCACUGUGUAUUAUUUAUGUUUCCCUCUCAUGGUGCAAUUAUGUAGAUGUUUUAUUACCUCUGCAGGACCUGCAGCUGUGGUGUAUACUCAAACAAAAUAACGUCAUCUUUUUUCUCAGGCUGACGGUUAUCAAAGAAAAUUGGGGAAUGUGUUGCAUAUGGAGGAGCACUUGAAAUUAUGCCUAUGGUGAUCGAACAUUGUGCAUAGAUGGUAUUCAGACUUGGAAGAAACAUUCAGAUGCUGCAAAUAGACUUUUUAAAGUAGUAUUUAAAAAAAUAAGGGAUUGUGCUCAAAGUUUUAUAACUGAGAAAAUAUUUCACCCGUCUAAAAUAUGCUGGCAGACUUCCAGCUGUGCUACAUUAUUGUCUAAGCUGCCACUUCAUCACUUAUGAGUUAAUUUCUGGGGUCAUACAAACAAUAUCGUCAGGAAUUCUUUUAGUGGUUCAAGAGUCAGUAUUUAGAUUCUGUCGUUUUUCCUGUCAUCAUCUAAAGCUGUGUUGUUUCACACAGCUUUAUCAUCACUCAUGGUAUCCUAAAUGAGCUGAAUUGGCAUGCAUUUUCUUGCAUGCUUGAGUUAGUCAGCUUUGAUUUGCUGGCUUAUUGAAAUUAAAUGUGGUUGUCAAGCCUCAGUGCCUAGGAAAUGCUGCUGUAAGAACAAUGUUCAAGCAUGUUAUCCUGUUUGAUGUUUUUAUUUUUUCCUUUCUAUAUCUUGACCAUCCACUGUUAUAGUUCUUGAUACAGCAGGCUAUGUUAGGUUACUCACAUUAUAUUUGUGAAAAUCCAAGCAUAUUUGCUUGGUGUUUUUUGUAUCCGUGGGGCAAGCAAGCCAGGUGCUGUUGAGACCCACUCUAGUAAGAGAUUUUGUAUGUGUGCGAAACCUAGACAUUCAUAUUGCAUGCUUGUGAUCUAGGCUUUUUGCGCAAGUAAAUGGUCCUAUGGCCACAUUAUACUGUUAUGUCUGUGGUAUAGAGUUCACACAUUCAUGUUGUAUUUGUGACUUUUUUACCAUUUCUGCUGGCUUAUAUUUAGCAGAGUGAAUGAAAACAAAGUCAUGAACGCAGUGUCAUAUACUCUGCUGCACAGGGCACCACUAUGACUGGCUAUUGAUGUCCAUUUAAUGAUUACCACAGGACUGAGCUUGGACAUCAUUUGCUUAUGUUGUCCUCAUGACAAACAAGGUGUCGAGGGGCGCAAGGAUAUGAAGGUUGUUUCACCUAGCUUGAAGCAAGCGUAGAAAAGAAAGGGGUACUUUCUUUGUGGUUAUGACUAAUAGUUUUUUGUUCUAUCAGAUUAAGCUACUUGGAAUAUUUUUUUCUCUUUUUUUGGUUGGAGCUUGUUAGCUAUUUAGUUAGAUUAGCUGUGCAAAAUUUUAAAUAUUGAUUUUGUGGUGCAAGGUAUAUUUGACAGCUGUAGAGCAUGUUCAGAAGCACCCUGUGCAGCUGUUUCGAACUUUUACUUGGUUCUUCCUUUUUGGACUUUGAAGACAGCUCAUGAAGUACCAAAAUACCGGAUUCAUAGUGGUCUUUGAAAUCCAUGAAUAAAAAUCUGAAAUUUCUGAGGCUGUAAAUACCCUUAAAUUAUAAUGAACUGCCUAAAAAUAAUUGAAUAUUAUUUUUUGCUAAGCUUAGGAGACCUUUUUUGGGUGCCUGACCACAAAAUUGGUACAAGCUAGUCAAGCCAGUUCAGUUUGGGUCGGAGUUUGUGGUGGGAGAUGUUGAUCCCUAUCCACGUAGCCUUUGUGUUUAUGCAUAGCAAAAGUAAAGUUUGUUUAAUGUUGAUGCCACUGUCUUGUUUUCAACCUUUGAAACAUAGUGUUGCAUGAGUCCUUCAAAAUGCUUUGUUGGCCUUUGGACGUCCUUAAUAAAAACCCACAGUUUUAUUUCACGAAAA
Messenger RNA from Dermacentor albipictus, 11472 nucleotides. RefSeq names its product ABC transporter ATP-binding protein/permease Hmt-1 (gene Hmt-1). NCBI's taxonomy places the organism in Eukaryota, Metazoa, Arthropoda, Arachnida, Ixodida, Ixodidae. Gene Ontology annotation, cellular component: vacuolar membrane. Gene Ontology annotation, molecular function: ATP binding; heme binding; ATP hydrolysis activity. Gene Ontology annotation, biological process: heme transport; transmembrane transport. The record is from RefSeq and is a predicted model, not a curated record.